CAUGUUUUGCAGUCACGAUGAAGUGACAGGCGGACGGUCAGUCGCCCACGAUUCUUUACAAGGCUUGUCGUCAAUGACGUUUGUUGUUCGAGCGCGCACAACUAGACCUGUAGGUAUUCUGCCCUUUCGCUCCGCCAACGUUUUUUGGUGUUGUUGCUGCUUCCACGGGUUGCUUUCGUCAUUGCACUUCUACCUGUCAACCACUAAUUGGAUUUCUGACUGGCCACGAUGCACUCACUAUAAAGCCCGCCCACCACCACCGCGCACCCACAACAUCCCAACUUCACUCUACUCCAACGCGUAAACUUCUCGCGCUCUCGAAGUACACACAUACCACUAAACAACAUCGCGCAACGCCUUAACCUUAACCUCAACCACAACUACAAACACAAUAACAACAACUAACACACCCUCACCCACAACCACAAAACCCACACAAUGCAGCCAACGCACCUCCUCACCGCCCUCCUCGGCCUAACAGCAAGCCUCAGCCUCCCCGGCGCCAGCGCCUUCCGCUCGACGCGCUUCCCGCCGAAACCGCGCUUGCGCAACCGGCUCGCGCACCGCGUCACCGCGAAACCUGUGCCCACUACCAUCGCUGGCAUGACGGCGCGGCCUGGCGCGGUCGCGCGGGUUGUGGCGCCUACGGCGACUGCUACAACGGCGAUGAGCUCGGUGAAGGGUCCGAUCACGAAACCGGUCACGGUGCCCUAUAGUUGUGGGCCUGCGGGGUGCGUGCUUAAUGUCCAGGCUAAGACGAGGACGCAAGAGGGGGAGGGGAAUAGGUGGGUUGCUGCUGCUGCUACUGCUGCUGCUGUUACUGUUACUGUUACUGACAUUGUUACUGUUACUGUCACUGCUACUGCUGCUUAUGAGGGGGAUGGAAAUAGGGGUUGUUGGACGGAUGGACUGUGGGUUAUUUUUUUCAAGCCUAUGAUAUUUCUUAAUGCUAUUUUGGUUGCUAUGAAUUUGUUGCUAUGAAUUUGAAUAAUAGGUAGUUGGUUCUUCCUGUCUGUAUGUCGGACUUUGUUUGUAGAUUUCUUUUGUUUGUUGUUGUUGGUGGUGGACUCCCUGCAGAGUGCCACGUGUGUCGUAUAUAGAACUGGCUUCUUUCCAGACACUGCCAUUUUUAACUACUUUAAUUACCCCGGCUUUAGAAUAGACAGCUAUGUUUAAGCUUUUGAUUUAUGC
Messenger RNA from Aplosporella prunicola CBS 121167, 1191 nucleotides. RefSeq lists its product as uncharacterized. The transcript has a single exon. The record is from RefSeq and is a predicted model, not a curated record. Lineage: Eukaryota; Fungi; Ascomycota; Dothideomycetes; Botryosphaeriales; Aplosporellaceae. Bases 439 to 981 code for a protein of 180 amino acids.